AUGGGAAGCUCCAGUGAGUCCAGUGAUCAGAUAGACGAUCAGAUCUAUAUGCCAUCCACUGGCGGUGGUGUCUUUUCGGCGAGGCAUCCAGGGCACGAAGACAAAUCCCUGCGUCGCCGGUCUGCUGUCAAAGAGGGAGAUAUCGAAACUGCUUCCAUGAAUGAGAAAGACGACUGUGUUGAUGAGAGGGACUUCCACAAGAAGCAGGUUUUCACUGGAUGGCAGCUAGCAUGGCUAGCCUACCAAUCCCUUGGAGUGAUAUACGGCGACAUCGGUACAAGCCCCUUGUACGUCUUCUCGUCCACCUUCAGCGACGACCCCAGUCAGGAAGAUGUGCUCGGUGCCACGUCUCUCAUCAUCUGGUCCUUGACCAUCAUGGUGACUGUCAAGUACGCUUUGAUCGUGUUAAAUGCCGACGAUGAAGGGGAAGGGGGUACUUUCGCCUUGUAUUCGCUUAUAUGUCGAUAUGCCAAUCUGAUUCAGCGUGACCCUCGACAGCGCCAGUUGGUUCGUAUGGAGAGAUACCAGGAUCAAGAUAUGCCCAAGCUUAAUCUUUUGAUUCGUUCUUGGAUGGAGAAAAGCGCGACUAUGGGGGUCAUAUUCAAGGUCGUAGGUGUCUUUGGAGUAGCACUUUUGUUAGCUGAUGGUAUUCUUACCCCGGCUCAAUCACUGCUCGGAGCUAUUCAAGGAAUAACCGUCGUCAAUUCAAAUAUCUCGCAAUCCACAGUUGUAGGGGUCUCCUGCGCUAUUAUUGUCCUAGUCUUCCUCAUACAGCCGUUUGGUACUGGCAAGAUUGCAAACACGUUCGCCCCAAUCGUUAUACUCUGGAUGUUUUUCAACUUGACUUUCGGAAUCUAUAACCUCGUGCGAUACGACGCUUCGGUCUUCAGGGCCUUUUCCCCGUACUUUGCAGGCGUUUUCCUUGUCAGAAACCGACAAUCUGGAUGGCUCCAACUGGGAGGAAUCUUGCUUGCUUUUACCGGAGUCGAGACACUGUUUGCUGAUCUCGGUGCUUUUUCCAAAAGAGCUGUACAGAUUUCCUGGCUGUUUUUCGUAUACCCUUGUCUGUUGCUCUCGUAUAUUGGACAAGGUGCUCACAUGAUGGUUGAUCCGACUGUUUAUGCAAAUCCAUUCUACAUGACUGUUCCUCCGGGAAUGCUCUGGCCUAGCCUUAUCCUGGCAAUCCUUGCCUGCAUCGUUGCCAGCCAGGCUGUCAUUACCGGCUCAUUUCAGCUUCUGUCUCAAAUCAUGAAACUCUCCUACUUUCCUCAGGUUGAAGUCGUUCAUACGUCGAAGAAGUUCCACGGCCAGGUGUAUAUUCCCCUUGCGAAUUGGAUUAUGAUGCUUGGGACAAUAAUCGUGACUGCCGUUUAUACCAAUACUACCGCUCUCGGAGAAGCAUACGGAUCAUGUGUCAUUUUGGUCUCCUUUUUGACGACCUGCAUGGUUGCAGUAGUCGCUGUCAUUGUUUGGAGAUUCCCUAUAUACCUCGUCUUUCCAGUUUUUAUCGUCUUUGCUCUCUGGGAUGGCAUGUUCCUGUCAUCUGCACUCAGCAAAGUCCCCCACGGAGCUUGGGUUACCCUCAUGAUCGCUGUAGCCCUGACAUUGCUCUUUGUGAUGUGGCGCUAUGGUAAAGAACGACAGUGGAAAGCCGAAAACUCGGACAACGUUCCAUUGUCUCAGACGACAACAUUGAAAGAAGGCCAACUUGCUCUGCAAUCAAGCUUUGGCAAUUCCACGAUCGUCCCAAUCAACGGCCUGGGCAUUUUCUUUGACAAGGCUGGUCUUUCGAGCACCACCCCGCCCGUGUUUCUCCAUUUCCUGCAGAAGUUCGGCGCAGCUCCAGAUGUCUCUGUCUUCUUCCAUUUGAGAGCGCUUAAUGUGCCUACCGUGCCACCAAAUGAGCGCUACACAAUCGGUCGUUGCUUUACCUAUGGUGAGGAAGACGGUAGCAAACAUGCAAUUCCAAAUACAUUCCGGCUGAUCGUGCGACAUGGGUAUACCGAUGAAGUCAUCACCCCAGAUUUGGGCAUUCUAGUUCUGGAUUUGAUCCGGGAGUUCUUGGACCAUAAGCCGUCUAAAUCAUCUUCAGAUACUCCUUCGGCAAGUGCCACCACCAAGGCAGUCGAGUCGGAUGCUUUGCAACGCGCAUUCAAAUCUCAGGUGAUCUACAUCGUUGGCAAGGAACAUCUCAGAAUUACGCCAGGAACAAACAUUGUCAAGAGGCUUGUGUUGAUGCUCUUCCUCUACGUCCGCGACGUGACUAGCAGCAAAGUGCAGCACUUGAAUGUCCAGGCUGAUCGGGUAGUAGAAGUCGGAUUCGUCAAGAACAUUUAG
Molecule: messenger RNA, 2337 nt
Organism: Talaromyces marneffei
Lineage: Eukaryota; Fungi; Ascomycota; Eurotiomycetes; Eurotiales; Trichocomaceae
Exons: 10
Coding region: 1-2337 (778 amino acids)
Biological process (GO): potassium ion transmembrane transport
Cellular component (GO): membrane
Molecular function (GO): potassium ion transmembrane transporter activity
Source: RefSeq, a predicted model, not a curated record